This is a messenger RNA of Cordyceps militaris CM01, 1446 nucleotides long. Its product is annotated as HET-s/LopB domain protein. NCBI's taxonomy places the organism in Eukaryota, Fungi, Ascomycota, Sordariomycetes, Hypocreales, Cordycipitaceae. Gene Ontology annotation, biological process: protein phosphorylation. Gene Ontology annotation, molecular function: protein kinase activity; ATP binding. The coding region runs from base 1 to 1446 and encodes 481 amino acids. The record is from RefSeq and is a predicted model, not a curated record. The transcript is spliced from 3 exons.
AUGGCUGGUAAUUUUACUGCCGUAAUUAGGCUUGGCGGCACAGCCAACGCUGUUCUUCAAAUCGGGGAUAGCCUCUACAGAAACUGCGGCCAGUUCCUCGACCACGACGUGAGUCUUGCGCAGGCGGCCCGGCGUCUCCAGCAUGUCUGCCUGCGUUUGUCCAGGCAGGUCGAGCAGGGCUGGCCCUUGGACCAAGCCCUCCAGGACGAGAAAUACCUUGCGUACGAGGGGAUCCUGGACGUGACCGCGGCAAAGCUGCAGGGCGCGCGCAAGAGACUGGUUGCGCUGGGCAAGCUCGUGCGCGACAUCCAGGAGGCCCUGCACCGGGCGGCCGCCUCGUCCGCGCCGCCGCCGCCGCCCUUCAGUAUUGCGCGGAGACUGGCGCUGCUGCAAGAGGCCAUCGCCGACGUGGAGCUCUGGCACAAAAUCUACAGGCUCUCGCAGGUGCUCGCCAUUGGAGCGCCAGACCAGGCGCCCGAGCGCCACAGCGGCUCGUUUCUCUUUCCCACCGUCCGCGUCUUCAGGAACUUGGCGUUUGCGCCCGUUCCCAUGUCCGACUUCCGCGUCGCCACCAUCGCCGAGCGCGAGUAUCUGGUAGACGUGGUCCUCUACAAUCCCCGCGGCGGCACCGUGUCCCAGGACCUCCAGCACUUUGCCCGCAAACUGGACGCCGGUGAAGAAGAUCUCGUCGGACUGCUGUCUUGCAAAGGCUAUGUAGCGGCCGAUAUGAACGAGCAUCAGGUGCAGUUUGCAUUUCUGCUGCUGCUGCCAAAGGGAUUCGGCAAGCCCUACUCCCUACGCGCAACGCUCAUGUCUUCCAAGGAGCCCUCGACGUCUGAAAUCCUGCAAAUCGGCCAGGAUAUUGCUGCGGCCGUUGGAAUGGUGCAUAAUUAUGGCCUUGUCCAUAAGAAUAUAAAACCAGAAACUAUCGUGCUUCGCAAGGACCAAAAGACGGGCAAGGUGUCCGCCUUUCUCGCUGGGUUUGGCAAACUCCGGCUGGACCUUCGUGAGAACCGCAAGCCCGAUUUUUACUGCCACCCCGACACCCACGGCAACACUGCAGAAGCCCUCUAUGUUAUGCAGAACGACAUAUAUAGUCUCGGCGUGCUUCUGCUUGAAAUCGGACUGUGGAAGUCCUUUGUCGGCGCGGCGAGGGACCCGCCAGAGUCUCCAACGCCCCCUUCGCCUUGGCUCCAGCAGUGGGUUGACGAAGCAUCCGGCGUCCCCCAAAACCGACGUGUAAAAUCUGGUCUUAUGCGCUUGGCAGAAGAGCGUCUACCGCAAAGGAUGGGGUGUCUAUACGCGGAUGUCGUCAAGUUAUGCUUGACCUGCUUGGAUGCCCCCGACGUCAACCAGGAGGACAGAAUCCCGCGAGCAAACAAAGAACUAGUGGGAGCUCACUAUGUCGAGAAGGUUCUUAUUCCACUCCAUAGUAUUCGCAUGUAG